CUGUAUAACAUUGUCAUAGGCGGAUUCAUACCGGGAUUUAUAGACGGCUGAGCUUACUCAUAUUCAAAUUUCGGGGAAGAUAUGAAAACGUUUUCGUAUAGUUAUGUUCGUCAAAAUCCCUCAAAGAGAUUCUUCGAGCAGCACACACACUAAGUCGAUCACUAACAAGCUUAUGUUCAUGACCAAUGAGAUAAAGCUUAAGCAAUAAUGUCACCUGGGAUGUCCACAAGCUUACCACCACUAUUUUGGGUUGUUAAGUUGUUAAAUAUUGUCUAGUAUAAUUCAAGUGCUUCCUUUAAAUCUUCUUUCUGGAUCGUAAAUAUCCAGGUCCCACGCUGAAGCAACCUCACAGUCACAGGCUCACAGGGCCACUAUCCAGCCAGUUGGUUUUGUUGGAACUGAGGUCCAAGUUUGCUCUUUAUUCAUUAAAUUUGUGAUGGAAAGUUGGAAACUGGAAAGUACAUAGCAAACUCUCAGAACUCUCUUUCUUUGUGUGACUGACUUGUGAGUGUGUGAGAAAUGGAAAGUGGGCUUCCCAUGCUUAACUGUUUGUUGCAGCGCACACUCAGAAGCUUGUGUUCAUGUUCAUCAGAUUCCGCUUCCAAUUCUUCCAAGUGGGUUUACGCCGUCUUCUGGAGAAUCUUGCCUCGGAACUAUCCUCCUCCGAAGUGGGAUUAUGGAAGUAGCGUCCUUGAUCGCUCCAAAGGAAACAAAAGGAACUGGAUUCUUGUUUGGGAGGAUGGGUUCUGUGAUUUCUAUGAAUGUGAGCAAGCAGGAAGUGGCUACUUAAAGGGGAGGUUUGGAGCUGAUAUUUUCUUCAAAAUGUCCCAUGAGGUUUAUAAUUUUGGAGAAGGUUUAUUGGGGAAAGUAGCAGUAGACAACAGUCAUAAAUGGGUGUUCAGAGAUGCACCAAAUCAUGUGGACAACCCCAACUUCAUUUCUUCUUGGAAUGUAUCCACUGAACCUCAACCAAAGGCAUGGGCGUUUCAAUUCAAUUCAGGCAUUCAGACUAUUGCCAUCAUUUCUGUUAGAGAAGGCAUAAUUCAGCUUGGCUCGUUUGAUAAGAUAGCGGAAGAUCUCAAUCUGGUGAUCAGCAUACAGAGGAAGUUCAGCUACCUGCAGAGCAUACCAGGUGUUUUCGCCAUGCAAAGGCCUUACCUACCUAUCCAGCAUCCCUACAUCCUCAAACCAAGUAACGCCCAGAAUAUGAUUAUGAAUGGAAGCACUAGUACGUACACUGCUACUACUACUAGUAUUGGUGCUGGAGUUAAGAGAUUGUUCAACCUCACACCGCCGGAUGAUCAGAUGAUCAAGUCCAUCAACUUGGGAUGGAACACACCACAAAAUGGAAUAGGACUAGGACUCGGAGGAUCAUCAUCCGUUUCAGUACCUGAUCCUAAUUGGUCGAUUCCAUUUCCACCGCCUCUUCUACCCUCCAUUUCAUGCAGCCUUGGAGCUCUUCUAUCAAAGCUACCUUCAGUUUCACCUUCACCUUAUAUUAAUAAUGAUGCCAUUCAUGAAGCUCCCAACACUAUUACUGCAACUACUACUACAGCUAUGCUCAUGAACAACAGCAACAACCACAACAACAAUUGUGCCGAAAACAAGAUACUGAAGGGUAAGUAACAGCGUGGGGUUGGAGCACUGCGGUCUAUCCCUAUCCUUUUGGGAUCGGAGUGGUCUACCAUUAUAUGAAAAUCGAUGGUCCCCAGAAACCCAAUUGAAGAUGGAAAUUAAACUGACAAGAGAGAUUGUUGGGUUGGAGUUGGAUCAACAUGUUGGCCUUAUACGGCAUAUCCCGGCAAAAUGGAUGGUCGAUAUUUUGGUUCCCAAUCUUUGAGGUCUUUCAUCAUCUUCUAGUAGUAGCACUCAUCACAAGUAGGUUGGUUGUCGUAUGAAACAGUGUGUUAAUGAUAAACAAGGCAGGACCAUUUUAGUUGGCAAAUUUCAAUACCAUAU
Rosa chinensis is the source of this 1959-nucleotide messenger RNA. RefSeq lists its product as uncharacterized. Bases 520 to 1626 code for a protein of 368 amino acids. Lineage: Eukaryota; Viridiplantae; Streptophyta; Magnoliopsida; Rosales; Rosaceae. The transcript has 7 exons. The record is from RefSeq and is a predicted model, not a curated record.